Molecule: messenger RNA, 1605 nt
Organism: Knipowitschia caucasica
Lineage: Eukaryota; Metazoa; Chordata; Actinopteri; Gobiiformes; Gobiidae
Source: the annotation of a GenBank genome assembly
AUGGCCUGCUCUGUGGCCGGCGGCUUGGGGGAGAAUCGCUGUCUGCCUCUCUGUGACAUCUUCAGCCCGGCCAUCACUGCAUCCUGCGGGCUGCCCCUGUGUGUGCCCCCCUCUGCCCUGGCUCUGAGGGUCGCCAUGAGGCACAGAUAUGGUAUCAAGCGGUCCGUCAACAAUGGACCCGACCACGUUGCGCGCGACCCCCGCCAAACAACGGGACCGCCCACAACUACAGCCAACCCUCAACACAACAUUAGACACAUCGACCACUUUGACCCCAGACUCGACCCACCGACGAGCCAAGCGACGUACCACGUGACAGACCGCUCACGGGCCCCCGGGGACCUCUCCGUCUAUGAGAGACAACCCCCGGCCGGACCCGCUGCAACGCAUCGGCACAUUAAAUACGAAACGCAUGGUGGAGACCCGCUCGGACCAUCCGACCGCGAAUUCGACCGCAUAGCUAGACACAUAACCCGCUUUGACCCCCGGCCCGGCAUGCCUACAAACACCCGGUCAUACCUCCGCGUCGUCGAAUUCCACGCCGACCGCAUACCACACGCAUCUCAAGAUGACAAAAUAUUCUUGAUUAGACUCACGUCCAAUGGAGAGGUGAAUGACUUCAUCGAAAGGCAACCAAAGGCUAUAAAACACGACUACAACAAGCUCUGCAAAGCCAUCCUAGCAGAAUACUCAGAAUACGGCGCCUCCGGGACCCUCACGGCAGCCAUGGCAGUCAAACAAGCUCACAACGAGCUUGCGGAAUGCUACUACCACAGGUUGCGACAGGCCUUCUUCAGCAACCGAAACUACGAAGGGAUGGAGGAAGACACGAAUUUGAGGGCCCUGUACCUCCAAAACCUCCACCCCAACCUCAGCCAGCUACUGGGCGUGUACGCCUGCCCCCUUACACAGGACAUACGGCAACUGAAGACCCUGGUGGCACGGGCACAAGGCAAACAUCUGCUCAAGACACAGGCGAAGCCGCAAACCCAACCUACAGUGUACAGUGUGGAAAACCACAUGGAACUUGAGGGCGCACCAACGGCCCGGAAACACAAAUGGGGAACCGACCACGGACCCCAAAGGAAUAACCAGAAACACGCGAACCCGAAGAACGGACAGCCACGCGACCAGCAACUCCCGCAAUAUGGCGAGAGACGCGCCGGCCAGGCCGACGGGAAAGACCGCGCGCCACAACGGUCCCACCAAGACCGCACUGCUACAACCAUUAAUAAGAGCAACCUUUCUAGGGAGGAACAAUCCCUCCUCCGCACGCUCCUGCGCAAAGCCAAAGAGAAGAAGACAGACAACGCCGACGUGUUCGCAGUGUCCGUGUCGGAUGACGCCGAGAACGCUCCCUACCACAUGGACGACGACCUCAGCGAACAGGAGCUAAAUGACGACUACUCAAACGCACAAACGGUGGACAUCUGCUACAACCAGAGGGAUGUCAUGGUAAUACAGGUAGAUACGACCAUACGUAAAAUGGCUCUAAUGCGACUGACCGUGGGCCCCAUGACACUGGUCUACCCGGUCUACAUCUCCCCAUUCAACACGCAGCCGCUCCUAUUGGGCCAGGACCUUCUAAAUCGGUUUAGCCCCUAA